AUGACCAUUUCUGAUGAAAGCCCACCACUGGAAGUCAGGAGUGCGAAGUCGGAUGCACUGGGGCCCAAAUCCAUCCUUCGUGUUGGGGCAUGGAAUGUCCGCACCAUGUUUGAGACCUCCAAAACAGCUCAAGUUAUCAAUGAGAUGAAGAGAUACCGACUAGACAUCCUGGGUAUCAGCGAAUGCCGUUGGAUAGGAUCAGGACGUCUCACGACAAAUGACGGCUCACUUAUCCUGUACUCUGGACACGAGAGCACACACAGUCAUGGGGUAGCCAUCAUUCUCUCGAGAGAGAAGGCCAGAACUCUCAUGGAAUGGGAGCCUAUCAGUGAGCGGAUUGUUAAAGCGCGUUUUGACUCAAAGUACUGUAAGCUCACUAUCAUUCAGUGCUACGCACCAACUAACGACGCUGAGGCUGAUGUGAAGGAUGACUGGUAUUAG
This is a messenger RNA of Lingula anatina, 441 nucleotides long. RefSeq names its product craniofacial development protein 2-like. The record is from RefSeq and is a predicted model, not a curated record. Lineage: Eukaryota; Metazoa; Brachiopoda; Lingulata; Lingulida; Lingulidae.